UGAAGGACGCUUGAUAGUCAAGACGAACCUACUUUUUUCGUCGACCAAAACCUACUUAAAAAAGGGGGGAAAUCUCUUCUCUAGUUAGGCCACAAGAUUUUAGCUAUGAACAACAGAACAAGUUCAACAGUAAAAACACAUUAAUAAGUUGAGUCCAAAAGUGAGACAAAACUUUCCACCUUUCAGACAAUCUCUCCAAUGGAUCCCCUCACCCUCCUCCGGGAGUACACCAUCCGAAACGAGCUCCACAAAAUCGUCCGUAUCGGCGACGACUACCGUUUCGGCAACGACUACUCUUUCCCCUGCACCAUCGAAACAGCUUACCGCUCUAAGCACGUGCAAGCCAAUCGCUACACUCUCGAAACCCUAAUCAACUUCAUCACCAAUCACCACCUCAAACACACCGAUUACAUCCAGCAAUCACGCUCCCUUCGUAUCCCCGCCGUCACUCUCCCUGAUCGUAAACCCCUCCUCGAUUAUCUCACCGGAAAAACUGCCUCGUCCGACUCCAUUGAAUUCCUCAAAUUCCCUCAGCCCAAUGAAACUACGGUUCCUAUUUCUGUUUCUGCUGCUGGUCUUGGUAACGAUGACAAUUUUUUAACGGACGUUAGGGUUUUGGAAAAUCGAAACCCGAUUGAGCUGAUUAGAGCUGCAGAGAAGCCUUUGAAGGAUAGGGAGUCGAUUUUGAUGUGUAAGAACCGGGAUUUUUACAGUGUUUUUACGGCGGCGUUGCGUAGAGAUGAGGAGCGGCAGCGGGCAGAGUCUUUGCAGAGAAAAGACGGUUUGGUAGCGAAGAAUCGGAUAGAGAGAGCGGGGUUUGGCGGUGGUGAUGAAUUAGGGUAUGAUGGUGGGCCCAAGGCGAAAAUGCAUUUGAAGGGAAGCAAGAUAGGGGAGGGUGUUCCGAUCAUUUUGGUUCCCAGUGCGUUUUCGACUUUGAUUACUAUUUAUAAUGUGAAGGAGUUUUUGGAGGAUGGGGUCUUUAUACCAACUGAUGUGAAAUUGAAGCAGAUGAAGGGGACGAAACCGGAUUGUAUAACGGUGCAGAAGAAGUUUAGUAGGGAUAGGGUAGUUACAGCCUAUGAGGUGAGGGAUAAGCCUUCUGCACUGAAGGCGGAGGAUUGGGAUCGUGUGGUGGCGGUUUUCGUGUUGGGGAAAGAAUGGCAGUUCAAAGAUUGGCCCUUUAAGAAUCAUGUUGAGAUCUUUAACAAGAUUGUAGGAUUUUUCUUGCGUUUUGAGGAUGAUAGCGUGGAGUCAGCGAAGACCGCAAAGCAAUGGAAUGUCAAGAUUAUUUCGAUAAGUAAAAACAAACGUCACCAGGACAGAGCUGCAGCACUUGAGGUGUGGGAGAAACUUGAAGAAUUUAUGAGGUCUCGCUCACAUUGAUGCAUGUUGAGGCUCUAGGUGAAAGUAGAUGACAAGUGGCCUACAAAACUGGACAGUGAAGACUCGACAAAACACAAUAGACUUGUGAGCCUAUAAUGGGAAUACAGUUGCGUCAGAUGAAUAUCCUCCUUUGUAGGUUCUACGAGGUCUUCUAUUGGGAUAUAUGCACCCUUUGUUCUAGACGUGUGAAUCCUGUGUAGGUAUACCUUUCUUGUAGGCCAACAGAAAUUAUUUUACUAGUUCUUUUUUAAUUUAUUAAUUUCUUUGAAAGUGAGGCUUUUUUC
Messenger RNA from Nicotiana attenuata, 1667 nucleotides. Its product is annotated as protein CDC73 homolog. The record is from RefSeq and is a predicted model, not a curated record. Gene Ontology annotation, biological process: transcription elongation by RNA polymerase II; positive regulation of transcription elongation by RNA polymerase II. Gene Ontology annotation, molecular function: RNA polymerase II complex binding. Bases 199 to 1383 code for a protein of 394 amino acids. The transcript is spliced from 4 exons. Lineage: Eukaryota; Viridiplantae; Streptophyta; Magnoliopsida; Solanales; Solanaceae. Gene Ontology annotation, cellular component: Cdc73/Paf1 complex.